This is a messenger RNA of Leguminivora glycinivorella, 1968 nucleotides long. RefSeq lists its product as uncharacterized. The transcript is spliced from 3 exons. Bases 412 to 1677 code for a protein of 421 amino acids. NCBI's taxonomy places the organism in Eukaryota, Metazoa, Arthropoda, Insecta, Lepidoptera, Tortricidae. The record is from RefSeq and is a predicted model, not a curated record.
GACUUCUCCUUAUUGACACGAGUUUAUUUUACAUUACAUAGGAAGACAUGGGCUGGGGUUUCAAGACAAAUUAUGUCAUUUCUGUGGACAGGUGUUAACAUAGUAAAUUAAAAAAACUUUCGGGAAUAUAUCUAAUAAUCUUGGACACGAUAAUCCCUCAGACAACAAGACCUGAACACGAGAUUCUUAUCACAAACAAAACUUACAGACGUCUGUCUAUUUACCACCACUCUCAAGCAAAUACCGCCUCUAUUCCAACCAGAUACAAUCCAAACGCUUCGCUGAAGUUUCUUCUUCAUUGAUUGACAGCACAAUUAAGAAGGGUUACCGUUAGAAAACAAUGAUCUUCAGAAUAGUUGGUAUAAAAUAGUGUCUAGAAUUAGCUACGGCACAGUCUCACCUACUAGCAACAUGGGUAAAGAUCGCAGAAGCUCAGUGCGCGUAGGAGAUAUCUUGGAUGAUAGUCAGCUGUGCCAUAUUAUAAAGAAGUGUAUUGGGGAUGGGAGCUGGCAGCUUGUGAGCGCUGAGCUGAGACCAGCUGCAGCGGAAGGAAUAGCUGGUUUCCUCGGUGACCAUUUUAGACUGACUGUGAGAAUCAAGCUGGAUGGCAGACUGGUGAUCAUCCGACUGUUCGUCAAGUCCUUGCCGCUGAACAAUGCGCCGAAAGCUGAAUUUAUCGAUGAGCAUCAUUUUAACAAGAAGGAAGUGUCGAUAUUCAAGCUGUUAGAUGAAAUGGAUAUACUAGUAGAAGAUGCAAACCCGUUUGUGGCCAACGCGCUCCUCUACAACGAGUCCAUCCUUGUGAUGCGCGACCUGACCCCCGAGGGCUACUCCACCACCAACCAGCUGCAGACCUUCGACCUGCCGCACGUGCUCGUGACCCUCGCCUCCGUCGCUCGCUUCCACGCCGCCUUCGCCAACCACGAGACCAAGAAAUCCCUCGCCCUUCAACGCCCGUACUCAAUCGUAGAAGAACACCCCCACAUCAAUGUUGAGAGCAACUUUAAAGACACGCCUUGGAUCCACUCCGGAGCCAAACUUAGCGCCAACAUCAUCAACACUUUCUCAAACAAAUACAACACCAUUCCAGAUUUAGAAACUAAAUUCCUAAAACAGUUUUUAGAAGCCUGUGACGAGCUAGCAGAGCAUAAGGAAACCUUAAACGUGGUGCUGCAUAAGGAUCUUUGGGUUAACAACAUCAUGUUCAAAUAUGAGAACGGUGUACCGAUAAACUCAAUCUUAGUGGACUUCCAAUGUGUGCGCUACGGACCGCCCGCUUUCGAUGUUACUUUCUUUAUAUACAAUACUACUUCACGGAGCUUCCGUGAGCAAUACGAGGGUACUUAUCUUAAACACUACUUUAAUAUCUUCACAGAGUUCUUAGACGUACAUACCAAGUCGCGUCUUAAAGUUUUAGGGUAUGAUUUCGAAGAUUUUCUCCGCUGGAUCGAGUAUAGUAAAAGAUUCGCUGGGCUCGGAGGGAUUAUGCUGGGGCCUUACGUCUUGAUGGACCCGGGGACGGCUCAGGUGACCUUUGACGACCCGGCCACGUUCGAGAAGCUUACUAAUGAGGAUCGCUCGGAGCCUGUGUUGGCGCAUGCGCGCCGCUGUGCUGAGUACAAGCGGAGGCUGGUUGAUAUAAACGAGGAGUUUGUGGAGCGGUACGUGCGACCUUAAAAUCGAAUAUGAAUUUAGCUGUUAAUAUUUUCUACAUUUUACAAAAUUGUUGUAUAUAAGUACGUAAAUACAUAAACUCACUCCUGUAUUCCUACAUGGGUAGGCAGACCACAUGUUAACAUGUAGGAUUCGAGUUGAAAGAAGAGAAUUGUGAUAUUAAAGUGACGGGUAACCUCUGUGAAGAACGUGUUUAGAGAAAUAUGAUGGGUGAAAUAUGAUCCUAUAAUGUAAAUAAUAAAUAUCGUAUAAAUAGCUACAUACCAAUGAUAAUACAUUUCAAUUUAAAUACCA